ACAGAGUAUUCCCCAAGUAAACUUCAAAUUACCCAACCACACCAAGAACUCAACUUCCAAAACCAACGCAAAUACGCCGCCAUGGAUUCAACUUCUUCUUAUUACUCACGAUCGCCGUCGUACACACCGUCGUCUCCUCUUCAAUACACACCAGAGUCGUCGUCGUCUCCGAAUCAGUACUACGCUAUGGAGUCAACAUCUUCUAAUUACUUACGAUCACCAUCAUACACGCUAUGGUCUCCUCAUGAGUAUGCACCGGAAUCGCCAGAAUACACGCCAUCGUCGCCACCUAAAUCACCGGAGUACACGCCAUCAUCACCACCUAAGUCACCGGAGUACACGCCAUCAUCACCACCAAAGUCACCGGAGUACACACCAUCAUCACCACCAAAGUCACCGGAGUACACGCCAUUGUCGCCACCAUCAUCACCAGAGUACGUGCCAUCCUCUCCAAACUACUCGCCAGAAUCACCAGAGUAUGUCCAAUUCUCUCCAGUUUAUUCGCCCGAGAGUCCUGAAUACUCGCCGGAAUCUCCGUCGUACAACCCACCUUCUCCAGUCUAUACACCAGCGUCCCCUGAAUAUUCUCCGGGAUCUCCAAUUUACACGCCAGCAUCCCCCGUUUACUCGCCGGAGUCUCCAUUCUACACACCAGCGUCCCCUGUCUACACACCAGGGUCCCCUGUUUACUCGCCGGAGUCUCCAAUCUACACACCAGGGUCCCCUGUUUACUCGCCAGCAUCCCCUGUUUACUCGCCGGAUUCUCCAAUAUAUACGCCAGCAUCUCCUGUUUACUCGCCGGAAUCUCAAGUGGACACGCCAGCAUCCCCCGUUUAUUCGCCGGAAUCUCCAAUCUACACGCCAGCAUCUCCUGUUUACUCGCCGGAAUCUCCAAUCUACACGCCAGCAUCUCCUGUUAACUCGCCGGAAUCUCCAAUUUAUACGCCAGCAUCCCCUGUUUAUUCGCCGUACUCUUCUGCGGCAUAUAGAUGGUAGAGAAAGGGUAGCAAACCAACAACUAGCAAGGCGAUCUAUGUCUGACGAGACAAUGUGACAUGUAGUUUGAAACAGUCAGAUUAUUUAAUACUAACUCUGUUCUGUUUUAGUUGCAAUUUUAUUUUACUGUUCACCCAAUAUUUUUGGUUGU
Spinacia oleracea (spinach) is the source of this 1147-nucleotide messenger RNA. RefSeq lists its product as uncharacterized. Gene Ontology annotation, molecular function: DNA binding. The transcript has a single exon. Gene Ontology annotation, biological process: transcription by RNA polymerase II. The coding region runs from base 82 to 996 and encodes 304 amino acids. NCBI's taxonomy places the organism in Eukaryota, Viridiplantae, Streptophyta, Magnoliopsida, Caryophyllales, Amaranthaceae. The record is from RefSeq and is a predicted model, not a curated record.